This is a messenger RNA of Notolabrus celidotus (New Zealand spotty), 3955 nucleotides long. RefSeq names its product NADPH oxidase 4. Gene Ontology annotation, cellular component: NADPH oxidase complex; plasma membrane. The transcript is spliced from 18 exons. Gene Ontology annotation, biological process: superoxide anion generation; defense response. The record is from RefSeq and is a predicted model, not a curated record. NCBI's taxonomy places the organism in Eukaryota, Metazoa, Chordata, Actinopteri, Labriformes, Labridae. Gene Ontology annotation, molecular function: superoxide-generating NAD(P)H oxidase activity. The coding region runs from base 441 to 2114 and encodes 557 amino acids.
UUUUAUGUGGGCACAGUUUAGUGGGAAAAGUUAGACUAUGGCACCCUCUAGUGUCAAACUACCGCAAUCGAAACCGGUGGAGCCGUGUUUAUUGUUCUCCUUUCUUUCUUGUGGGUUAACUUUACUCGACCCAGUGUGAUUUAAAGAACAUUUAUUUUAUACCAACCUACUGCUAAGCCUGCUGUAAAGCCAUUAGGUUAGAGGGAGGAUGCGGUAAGUGUUUCAGACAGGGCUCCUCCUGCAAAGUCGCUCAGAGCAGACAGGAGCGGCGUAACGGGGGAGUGCAGGAAGGACGGAGCAGACACCGGCCGGUCUGCGGACGCUGCACACACACAGACGGUCUGAGAAAGGGGCUUUUGGGAGGACGAGUCUUCACCUCUCAGCCACACGCCGAAACUUGGCUGCAAAGUUCGGACAGCUGCUGAGCCAGUGAAGGCAUCAUGAUUGUGUCGGUCCGGAGCUGGGUCGCCAACGAGGGAGGAAAGCACUUGGUCCUGAUGCUGUGGUUGGGAGCAAACACCUGGCUUUUCCUGAAAACCUUCCUGCUGUACUCCACUGGAAAGCAGUACCACUACCUCUACAAGAUGCUGGGGCUAGGGCUGUGCAUCAGCAGGGCGUCUGCAUCUGUGCUGAACCUGAACUGCAGCUUAGUGCUUUUGCCCAUGUGUCGCUCCCUGCUUACCUUUGUACGAGGAACACACACGGUAUCGAGCAGAAAGACUCGUAGACUUCUGGACAAGAGCAAGACUUUUCAUGUGGCAUGUGGAGUCGCCAUCUGCAUCUUCUCUGUUGUGCACGUGUCUGCCCACCUGGUGAACGUUGUCAACUUCAGUGCAAGCUACUCAGACGACUUUCCUGCUCUGAAUUUAGCUCGCUACAGAGGAGAGGACCCGAAGUUGAUCAUUUUGACCACAAUCCCAGGAGUCACUGGUGUCCUGCUAGUUCUCAUCCUCUUUCUGAUGUUCACAUCCUCCUCUUACUGUGUGCGGGUGUCCAACUAUGAGAUCUUUUGGUACACACACAACCUCUUCAUUGUUUUCUACAUCAUCCUUAUGGUGCACAUGGUCGGAGGAGCUCUGAAGUACCAAACAAACCUAGAGACCCACACUCCUGGCUGCCUGCAAGCCAAUCAGAGCAGCACAGAGCAGCAGGGCGAGGAGCAGAGUGAGGAUGAAGAGAGAAGAUGCAGAGACGAGGCUCACUUCCAGCCACACAGCCCCCAGACUUGGCUCUGGGUGACCGGUCCUCUCUGUCUAUACUGUGCCGAGCGUCUCUAUCGCUACAUUAGAAGCAGCGACCCUGUAACUAUAGUGACUGUCAUCAGGCACCCCUGCGAUGUCUUUGAGUUGCGCAUGCUGAAGGAUAACUUUAAAGCUCGUCCAGGACAGUAUAUUGUUCUUAACUGUCCAGGUGUCUCUUCAUUUGAGAACCAUCCCUUCACGCUCACAACGUGUCCCACAGAGAACAAGGCAACUUUUGGCAUCCAUCUCCGGGUCGUGGGAGACUGGACUGAGCGGUUCACACAGCUGUUACUUCCUGAUCCGAGGAUAGACUUGGAGAUCCUUCCCAUGGUGCACCAGAGGAGAUAUCCCAAGCUUUACGUUGACGGCCCGUUUGGCAGUCCAUCAGAGGAAGUUUUUAACUACGACGUCAGCCUUUGUGUUGCUGGUGGAAUAGGAGUCACGCCGUUCGCCUGUGUUCUUCAUGCUCUUCUUGAUGGCUGGCCGGGUUUCAGGUUGCAGCGGUUGUACUUUGUGUGGGUCUGCAGGGAGCUCCAGUCCUUCUACUGGUUUGCUGAGCUGCUGUGUGCUGUGCAUCAUAAGCUCUGGCAGGAAAACAGACCUGACUACUUUAAUCUGAAACUGUACGUCAGUCAGCCAGACAACUUGCAGAGCAUGUCCGAGGAGAAGUACCGUCCGCUUACAUCAAGGCUGCUGGUUGGUCGUCCCAGAUGGAAGUUACUGUUUGAUGAGAUUGCAAAGACCAACAGGAAUAAACGAGUCGGGGUUUUCUGCUGUGGACCAAAAGGCAUCUCCAGGACUCUCCACAGACUGUGUAACUCUGGCCAACCCUCUGGUACAACCUUUGAAUUCAACAAGGAGUCCUUCAGCUGAUCAAGCCUCAGAGCCUACACUGCACUUCAUGGCCAACCUCAGAGAAACACACAACAACUUUGGGGAUGGAUAGAUUUUCAUGUCACAAAGUUCUUCAUUUGAAGUCCAUUUAUUUGGACAAUCUUUGUUACCUGAAAUGUUGUACAUGUCAGUUUGGCAUGUACAAAUGUAUACAGGCCAAUAGACCAAAAUAACUUGAAGUAUUUUCAGAUUACUUUACUACUCUUUUAUGUGCCUCCCUGCCCAGCAGGACAAGACCUCAUGACUGAGUGUGAGGCUAGUUCUUCUUCAGAGAGCAGCCUUACUGCUGGCUAUGAACCCAGAAGCCCCCAACUAACCUCUGAGAAAAAACACUCAGCGCUCAGAUUCUCCACUUGAUGCUCCAAUUUUCAGUUUUUGCCUUUGGAUUUCACCUUUCUCCUGUCACUGACAUCACUGUGGAACAAACUGUUUUCUCCUGAUCCAGCCUAAUGUAAGGUAAAAAAAAGGGUUGAUAUAGUCAUCCUGUGUCCACAAACAUUACAAGAUAUUGAUGGUACACAAGAAGGGAUUUAUCUCUGUGUUGCCCAGAGCUGCAUCAUUAUGGCAUCAUAUGCUUAUUCAGUGACAGCCAUAUGAUAGCCAGACUUGAUUUAACUUUUACUUGACCCCAAGUUGGUAUCAAACAUGAUCAAUCGAUCAAAACUUUUAAGUAAGAGAGUGAAAUAUCUGCUGAGAUCAAUUUGGGUUCUAGAUUUUAUAUCCACAUCCAUAAUGAACAGAUGUUUACUAACUGGUGCCAUGUUAUAUUGAUUGUGGUGAAAUGAUUGAUUUGUAUCAUUAAGGAACUACUGCUCUAAUACUGCAAGUCUUAGUCAGAUGCAAACACAUCUCAUUGAAGUUUGUUCAACUGAAAUGUUCUGUAUUGCAUAACAUCAUUCAUAAAUAACAGGAAAGUAUUGUAAUGUCCAACUAUUAUUUGGUAUUAUAGUUUGUAUUUCACUUUAUCUCUCAAAUUUGAAAGCCUCACAUUUACAACAUGGAUUGAUAUCCGAGCAGUGUAUUUUAGUUUUUUUUUUUUCAGACUGAAAGUAGAAACUCUCUUAGGAAAACAACAAAAAAACUUAAUCUGACUGGUCAAGUAAAACAGAACAUAACUAUAACAAAAAUAAUUACUGAUGCAGUGGGUCACUUCAGAGGACAAACACCUUCUGUGCCUGAGAGACUGAAAUGAGUACGUGAUUGGUCCGUUGGUCUGCCAAUCAUCGGAGUCUUAGGGAAGCUGUCAAACCAAAAUGGACUCACAAUAGACUCUUAAUCUUUGUUGUAAAUAUCUGUUCCUGAUCAUGUAUGUGUAUCAAAAUCUGUUUUAAACCUACACUACACCUCACAGCAAUAAUUGUACUUAGUUUUUUUCAAUUUAUUUAUUUUGUUAAAAGUUAUUUUAUAUUGUGUAAAAGAAAACCUCUGCAGGGCUUUUGCAAUUCCUCCACGAAAUUUCCUUUUUUUCAAAUAUCUUGAUAAAGUGAAGGUAUUGAUUAAAAAUAAAUGAGAAUACGGAUGGGAUUGCAACCAAUCACACUUGUUUUUUUUACUUUGAUUUGUUGUACUUGAUGUUUUCUACUCUGCUUUUAUUUCAGAAAUGUACAAACUGGAAACAACAGGGUUCUGCAAAGAAUCAUCUUAUUUGCAACUGAAACACCUGUACUCUGCAAAAAUUAUAAUCAACCACAGUUUAUUUACCGUAUUGCAAUUUAAAUGUGUUUAUAAUUUGAACUGUGUGUCUAUUUUGAGGAUUGUCUUUUUUGAAGAACAAGACAAAGUCUGAAAUAAAACAGAUUUUGUAGUUAUGUUAUUGUGAA